Molecule: messenger RNA, 1227 nt
Organism: Suhomyces tanzawaensis NRRL Y-17324
Lineage: Eukaryota; Fungi; Ascomycota; Pichiomycetes; Serinales; Debaryomycetaceae
Gene: LAG1
Product: sphingosine N-acyltransferase
Exons: 1
Coding region: 1-1227 (408 amino acids)
Biological process (GO): ceramide biosynthetic process
Cellular component (GO): membrane
Molecular function (GO): sphingosine N-acyltransferase activity
Source: RefSeq, a predicted model, not a curated record
AUGUCUGGAGGGGAAAAUCUUGAUGUACCCCAGGAUGGUCGUCGUCGUGGAAAUUCUGUGGGAAGAAUAAACGUUGGUGAUACUUCUCCAUCUUUGACUACCAUGCAUACUUCAAAGUUCCAGAGAAGACAAUCGGAUGCCAGAGUUUAUGCAUUGAAUGAGAAGUCAUCUACUGAUCGUGACAUUUGGCGCAAGUUAAUUAUCGCUUUUAACGAAUUGUCUUACCGUCAAACGUGGAUCAAGCCUUUUCUUGUUUUAAUCUUCUCGGUUGCCACUUACUUAAUUUCAGACAAUGGAUCAGCUAUCCAUCUGUUUUUUGAAGCAAUGAUUAUUCCAUCGUAUCAAAUUGAAGGUUCCGACCAAUAUGGCAAGGGUAUCAACGAUUUUUAUUUUGUUGGAUUCUACGCUUUAUUCUUCACAUUUGUCCGUGAGUUCAUGAUGUGUUGUGUAUUGAAACCUCUUGCAAUUCGUCUCGGUAUCCGCAAGGAAGCUAAGGUGAAGAGAUUCAUGGAACAAACAUAUUCAAUGUUUUAUUAUGGAGUCUCUGGACCCCUCGGUUUGUAUAUCAUGUCUAAGUUACCUUUAUGGUUUUUUGAAACUACCCCAUUUUACACCAACUAUCCACAUUUUACGCAUGAUUUAUUUUUCAAAGUAUACUACUUGGGGCAAGCCGCAUUUUGGGUCCAACAAUCUGUUGUGUUGGUUUUACAAUUAGAAAAACCACGUAAAGACUUCCCCGAGUUAGUUUUACAUCAUAUCAUUACUAUUGCCUUAAUCUGGUGUUCUUACCGUUUCCAUUUUACAUGGAUGGGUUUGGCUGUCUUCAUAACUAUGGAUGUUUCUGACUUCUUUUUGGCAACUUCCAAGACUAUGAACUAUGUUGACUCCAUUUUUACUGGGCCAUUCUUCUGUGUUUUCGUUUUGGUAUGGAUAUAUCUCAGACAUUACAUCAACUUGAAAAUUUUAUGGUCUGUUUUAACUGAAUUCAAAACCGUCGGUGAAUGGGAACUCAACUGGGAAACACAGCAAUACAAGUGUUACAUUUCGCAACCAAUUGUUUUCGGAUUAAUUGGUGCUCUUCAACUUGUCAAUGCAUACUGGUUGUUCUUGAUCUUCCGUAUUUUGAAGAGAUAUAUUGUCGGUGGUGACACUGUUGAUGAGAGAUCUGAUGACGAGAGUGAAGAAGAAACAGUAAGCAGCGAAGAAGAUAAUAAGAAAAACCAGUAA